AUGAACAAAGAGUUUAGCAGCAUUGUGAAGGUUUGGGAAGCAGCAGUUAGAAAAUCAGCUGGUCCAAAGAAAAGGGCAAACAGCAUCUUCACACCAAUGUCUGUUGCCCAUGUUGAUGAUGAUGUUUACCAUGUUGAGAAGAUUCUCUCCAAUGGUGAUUUCUACACAGGUCAAUUCCUCAACAAUUAUCCAAAUGGUCAAGGUAAGUAUCUAUGGACAGAUGGUUGUAUGUAUGUUGGUGAAUGGCAAAAAGGUAAUAUCAUAGGUAAAGGUAGGUUUAGUUGGCCAAGUGGUGCUACCUAUGAAGGUGAUUUCAAGAAUGGUUACAUGGAUGGUAAAGGAACUUACAUUGGUUCAUGUGGUGAUACAUAUAAAGGUUGUUGGGUUAGUGAUAUGAGAAAUGGUGAAGGUACACAAAGUUAUCAAAAUGGUGAUUUUUAUGAUGGAGAGUGGAGAAAAGGGUUGCAAAAUGGGCAUGGUAGGUAUCAAUGGAGCAAUGGGAAUCAUUACAUUGGUCAAUGGAGGAAUGGUUUGUUUAAUGGGAAUGGUACUUUGAUGUGGAAUAAUGGAAAUAGUUAUGAUGGUUGUUGGGAAGAUGGUUUUCCUAAAGGUGAUGGUACAUUUAGGUGGUGUGAUGGUAGUUUCUAUGUUGGUGUUUGGAGUAAAGAUUCAGAGGAACAAAGUGGGACUUAUCACCCUUGUGAUGGUGAUGGUGGUGAUGAUGAUGAUGCUCAUUGUGAUUGGGAUCCUAUGGAGAUUUUCAAUGUUGAAUUGAAUGAUUGUGUUGUUUGUGGUUGUGAGAAAGUUUCAAUUUUUCCAUCACAGAAGAAUUUGAACAUGGUUGGUUUUGAGGAAGGUAAUAAUAAACAGUCAAUAUCUAAGAAAGGUACUGAUGUUAAUGGAAGGCCUAAGUGGAUGUCAGGGGAUGAAAGGGUUAGUAAUUAUAGUUCUGAAGAUGGUUCUUAUGCUAGUUAUGAUGGAUCAAGAAGUCCUCAGAUUGAUAAUUUUGCUCCUAGAGCUCCAAAAUUGAGAUUAAAGGCUCCUAAGAGACAAGGAGAGACUAUAUCUAAAGGGCAUAAGAAUUAUGAACUCAUGCUUAAUUUGCAGCUAGGUAUCAGACAUGCUGUUGGAAGACCUGCUCCAAGUACAUCUCUUGAUUUGAAGUCUUCUGCAUUUGAUCCAAAAGAAAAAGUAUGGACUAAAUUUCCACCAGAAGGAUCCAAGCACACGCCGCCUCACCCGUCUUGCGAGUUCAGAUGGAAGGACUAUUGUCCAGUAGUGUUCAGGGCUCUAAGAAAAUUGUUCAAAGUAGAUCCAGCUGAUUACAUGCUAUCAUUAUGUGGGAACGACGCCCUUCGAGAACUCUCAUCCCCUGGAAAAAGUGGAAGCUUUUUUUAUUUGACAAACGAUGACCGCUACAUGAUAAAGACCAUGAAGAAAUCAGAAGUAAAAGUUUUCUUGAGAAUGCUUCCUGGUUACUACAAACACGUUCGCGCAUUCGAGAACACUUUAGUCACAAAGUUCUUUGGCCUUCAUUGUGUUAAACUACCAGGAGCUUCACAGAAGAAGGUUCGAUUCGUCAUCAUGGGAAAUCUAUUUUGUUCGCAAUACGCCAUCCAUAGGCGUUUUGACUUGAAAGGUUCAACGUUUGGUCGUACAACUGAUAAAUCUGAGGAUGAAAUAGAGCCUACAACAACACUUAAGGACUUGGAUCUAAAUUAUAUAUUCCGGUUGCGAAAGUCUUGGUUUCAAGAAUUCUCCAGGCAAGUGAAUAGGGACUGUGACUUUCUUGAACAGGAGAGAAUUAUGGAUUACAGUAUGUUGGUUGGCCUUCAUUUUCGAGGAAUAUCAUGUAGCGAAGCCGGUACACCUGCUCGCAGUUCUGGCGCUCAAACUCCAACUGGUAAUUUUAACUCUGACGAUGGAGCGCCUCGUCUUUCUGGAGUCGAUAUGGAUCAUAUCGUAGUCGAUCCUAGUCGGUGGAUUCAAUUAGGCAUUAACAUGCCAGCGCGAGCCGAAUCGGCUACACGAAGAAGUGUUUGUGACGCUCCUCAACUGGUUGGAGAACCAACGGGGGAGAUAUACGAAAUUAUCAUAUUUUUCGGUAUAAUAGACAUAUUACAAGACUAUGACAUUAGUAAAAAGCUUGAGCAUGCUUAUAAAGCAUUUCAAUAUGAUGCAACCACAAUCUCAGCCGUUGAUCCAAGACUAUACUCAAGACGGUUUCGCGAGUUCAUCUUCAGAGUUUUUGUAGAGGACACUUGAGUGAGGGAUUAGUUUUCAUUAAAAUGGUUAUCAAUGAAUAUUAGUUGGAGGGUUUUUGUGAUUCACAUGUUACACAAUUCUUAAGUUUGUUUAAUUUUCCCUCCCUAUAGUUUGUUAAUUUUAUUUUAGUCACAGCUAAUGUAUGUUGUAGUGUUAGAUGUUGAGAGUUACUAAAGCCUUUUUUCAAUUGUAAAUGAAUCAAAAGAAAAAAGGGUAAACAACAUUGGAAUUUAUUCAUUUUGUACAUAUGAGGUUGAUGAGACUUGAGAGUAUCGACUAUUUUUUAUGUACACUUAAAGUAUUAAUCAUCUUUAUCAUGUUCUAAUGGGA
Molecule: messenger RNA, 2595 nt
Organism: Cicer arietinum (chickpea)
Lineage: Eukaryota; Viridiplantae; Streptophyta; Magnoliopsida; Fabales; Fabaceae
Product: phosphatidylinositol 4-phosphate 5-kinase 4-like
Biological process (GO): phosphatidylinositol phosphate biosynthetic process
Cellular component (GO): plasma membrane
Molecular function (GO): 1-phosphatidylinositol-4-phosphate 5-kinase activity; ATP binding
Source: RefSeq, a predicted model, not a curated record